AUGGUAUGUAUAUUUCUGGAAUAUAGAAAUUGGUUAGUUUUAUACAUGACAGUGAGAAAUUUUAUUUGAUAUUAUUUAGACAACAUUAAUAUUGGCCGGUCUUGGUGUAGCUGGGGCAGCUUUUGCUGGUAUGUCGUAUUAAUGUAUUAAAUUAAUAAUAUUUCAUCAUUUGAUGACCAUAAUGUUGUGUCUUGUGGAUAAAGUGCAGCCUCGUACCCAUACCCUGGCUACGAGGUUGGAUAAUGUGCCCUUAUAGAUAAAAAAAUCUUUAAAAUCAAUGUGCUUGACAUUAAUUGGCCACAAAUAAUUCAAGGAAUGGUUGUUGAGCCUCAAAUGGAGGGGUUGACUAUCUCACACGAGUGUUCGUUGUGGGUGACAUCACACUGACCCUAAUCCACAACUAACAUUCAACCCAUCAAAUGGAGGAAUGAAUUAUUGAUCAUCAUGUUGCCACCAUUAGGCCAAAUAAAAAAAUACUUGGUUAGCGUCGCACUCUCACAGAACCUUAUAAUGUACCCAAUUCCACGCGCUCCUAUAGAUCAGUUUAUAGCACGAAGAUGUAAGCAUGAGAAAAAUUUCAAAUAUUAAACUGUUUUAAGCUGUAAAACGAAGAGAUUUACAUUAAAAAAAUUUUUUAAAAAUUCAGAGGCGGCAGAAAUCGAGAGGCGGGUGGUGACGCUAACCAAGUUUUUUUUUUAUUUGGCCUUAUUAAUACUGUACAUUUUCAUUUCAGUAUUAUCAACAAAUACAUUUUUAUCCCAGUAAUUUACAGAUUUGUUUGAUGAUUGCACAGGCUGUGUACAUUCCAUGCAAUAAAAUGAGUAUAACUGGAACGCUACCUUCUGAUUGAGCGCUCUUUGCAAGCAUGAAACGACUGGGACUGGCGUUCAAGUUGGAUUCAAAUUUCCAGUUGGAGGUAGCAUUCCAGGUAUAUUCAUUUCAAUGGUUUCAUGUAGGCUACAUGCUGAAGAUCUGAUGUAAUGCCUCUCUUAAUUUGGCAGCAAUGGACCAUUUGCAUUAUAGACUAAAUUUUGAUCUAGACAAGUCUAGACAAAAAUUUCAUCACAGCUUGAAAGGUCGAGCAUCACAAAAUUAGUAAUAUUCCAAAGUUUCGUUGCGAAAUGUUGUAAAAUGCGGAUAAUAUAGCCUUGCGAAGUUUGCCGUUUUUCAGUCAUUUUGUAUUACGCACGCAUCAAUUUCCCGUUUGUAAUACAAAAUGACUGAAAAUUGCAAAUUUCGCAAGGCUAUAUUAUCCGCAUUUUACAACAUUUCGCAAAGAAACUUUGGAAUAUUACUAAUUUUGUGAUGCUCUUUCAAGCUGUGAUGAAAUUUUUGUCUGUAUCAAAAUUUAGUCUAUAAUGCAAAUGGUCCAUUGUUCGUAUGCCAUACACUUGCAUGAACAUACAUCAACCCUCGAAAUUCAACUAUUUUUGCCUCGGCAAAUAAUUGCCGAAGCCUUUCGAUAAUUUUCGAGUUUGCCUCGGCAGUGCCUCGGCAAUUUUUUUUGCCGAGGCACGCAAUGAAAUCACCUUAAAUUCCUUCGGCAAUUGCUUCGGCACCCUUCAGCAUUCACGUCGGCAGUUGUAAUUAAAGUAAAGUACAUACGGAAAUUAUUGUAAACAAAUAUUAUAAUGAGCGUAGAUUCUGAGACUUCUGACGUUUGACAAUUUGUUGUUAUUUUACAAAUUCUUGAUUCAAAAUGUUUUUAAACCAAUUGUAUGAAAGAAUAAACUUGACGGUAAAAUCACGCGACAGUCUAAAAGAUAAAACAAAGUUUCUCGACGUACCGUCUUUAUUAAUGAAACCAUCAAGAUUGUUCUUUAUUUCAACCGAAGCCGACGCUGAAAAGCUCAAAUUUAAAUAUUUUGUAAAGUAGCUAUGAAAUCUUCUGUUGUUCACCUGACGUCGAUGACAACAAUUCAAACAAAGAAGUGAUACAAAAAACGAACACUGUAGUUUGUAUAUUUAAGAAGAAAAAAACGAACAGACACUGUCGUUUGUAGUUUAAGGGACAGCCGGUGGAAUUGCCUCGGCAUUUUUUUGCCGAGGCAAACUAUGAAAAAUCGUAACUUGCCUCGGCAUUUGCGUCGGCAAUUGCUGAGUGCCGAGGCGAAUUUCGAGGGUUGUUAACAUGUGUUACCAAAACCACAGAUGUUUUCUCUUGCCCCAAAUUAUGUGACACUGUCACAUUUUCAUGUCAAACUAUUAUUAUUAGCUAAUGUAACAACUGUUCGUCAUUAGGUAGGUUUGCAGUUCAAGCAUUGAAGAAAGUCAACUUUGCUGCAGCAUUUGACGCUAUCCCGAAGACUCUGCCAAAUGCAAAUGUAAGAAACUGUUUUACUAGUCUGAAAUCCAUGACCGCGGUCCAGUGUAGGUAAUAUGUGUGUCACAAUGAGCUGUUGUGGUUUGUGUCUGGACUACCUGAAAAUGACAAAGAGUGUUUGCUCGAAAAAUUGAAGAGUUUAAUUAUUACUUAGCAAAUUCAGAGAAGAGACUGGGCUAACAGCUAGUAAUUAUCAAACUCUUUUCAUUGAGAAGUAUGUACAGCUAACUAAAGAAACGUUUCUUAUUGCCACCAAACAGCAAUGUAAUGCAAGAAGCUGCGGAUUGAAAAAUACAUACUUGUAUUUUUGAUGUUUCAAGUGGAUGCCCUUCCACAGGAAUGACCCUUCUUCAUCAGUACUGACGAAGGGCCCUUGCUAUUGGACCAAUCCCCAAGUAACCAAAAUUUUGAUCUCAACAAGUCUAGACAAAAUUUCAUCUCAUCAUGAAAGAGCAUCACAAAAUUAGUAAUAUUCCAAAGUUUUGUUGCAAAAUGUUGUAACAUGCGGAUAAUAUAUAGCCUUGCAAAAUUUGCAAUUUGCAAUCAUUUUGUAUUACGAGCGGGAAACGGUUACCACUUUUCCAAAAUUUUGAUCUCAACUAGCCUAAACAAAAAUUUCAUCACAGCUUGAAAGAGCAUCACAAAAUUAGUAAUACUUGAAAGUUUUGUUGCGAAAUGUUGUAAAAUGCGGAUAAUAUAGCCUUGCAAACUUUGUAGUUUUCAGUCAUUUUGUAUUACGCACGGAAGUGGUAUAUCCAUUUCCCGUUUGUAAUCUAAAAUGACUGAAAAUUGCAAACUUCGCAAGGCUAUAUUAUCCGCAUGUUAUAACAUUUUGCAACGAAACUUUGGAAUAUUACUAAUUUUGUGAUGCUCUUUCAAGCUGUGAUGAAAUUUUUGUCUAGACUUGUUGAGUUCAAAAUGUUGGUUAAUUGGGGAAUGGUCCAUUGCUUUCAAUCCUUUUUUUAAGCAUCUCCAAAUCUUAAAGUUCACCCAUCUCAUUACAUUACGUAUCACCAUGUUUAUGUACAAAUAUCACUGACAACUUUUGCCUUCAAGUUUAAAUAAUCUCUUUACUCCUGUGUAUCAAAUACAUUAAUUUAUUAUAUAAACAUAAGUGUUAUUAAUAUAGAGUUUUUGGCCACUGAGAAAAAUCUUAUUUAAACACAAAAAAUACGAUAUUUUUACGUGUGAAAAUAUCAUUUGUUGUAAAACGUAUUGCCACGGACAUUUUAUUGCCACGGACAUUUCACUGAAUUUUGUUUAUAUAAUAAACAGAAAAAUACAUGGGUGCUUGGAAAUACCAGAUUUAUUUCUCGUGUUGAACAUGUAUAAUACUAGACUUUCAUCAAAUCUUUGUUUUUCUUUGCCGAGAAUAAGAACAAAUUUUGGAUUAUUAAUAAAAGAUAUCAGGGAGUGAAAGCAUGGAAUGUGCUGAGUGAAGCUGAUAAACAGAUACGACAUAUUUACAACUUAAGAGAAACAUUAAAGCUGCUUUUAUUACUGUAAUCAGUAUUCAUUUUUUUUAUCCCUAAAAAUGAUUGUCUUUUCAUUUCUCAUUUUUCUUUAUUCUUUAAAAAAUCGUAACUAUUGUAAGAUCAGUCUUACAAUUAUUGAUUAAUUGUGCUACUUGGCCCCCAGUCGUUUAGCCUUUUGGUUAUUUUGGGGUGUCAGCUCCUAUAUUUUAAAUAUAUAAGUAACAUUAAUAGAUAAAAAAAGGAAUAAUGUAAAACAAAAAAAUGUAAUUGUGUGAUUAUUAUGGAGCAAUAAAUUGUCUUGUCUUGUCUUGUCUUGUCUUGUCUUGUGCUGUUGUUGUCACUAUACCUGCACAGCUGCACUGGCAAAGACUGUUCGAGUCUAUAUUGUAAUUCCAACCUAUUUUUGAUCAUUUUGUCAAAGCCAUUGAGUGCCAGCAGUUUUCCCUUCACAAGUAAAAUCUUCUGGCAUUAGAGUAAAUUAGCUAACAAAGUAAAGUGAAUUAGGAUGCAUGCUACUGCAGUUAAAUGGCGAAGUAAGCAAGAGUUUAAUUCUACCCCUUCUUUAUCACCAGGCAUUGAAAGGGUAUUACAAAGGUGGCUUUGAACCAAAAAUGACAAAACGAGAAGCAUCCCUGAUUCUGGGU
Paramuricea clavata is the source of this 4442-nucleotide messenger RNA. The record is from the annotation of a GenBank genome assembly. NCBI's taxonomy places the organism in Eukaryota, Metazoa, Cnidaria, Anthozoa, Malacalcyonacea, Plexauridae.